Molecule: messenger RNA, 2199 nt
Organism: Lichtheimia ornata
Lineage: Eukaryota; Fungi; Mucoromycota; Mucoromycetes; Mucorales; Lichtheimiaceae
Exons: 6
Coding region: 1-2199 (732 amino acids)
Biological process (GO): protein localization to vacuolar membrane; vacuole inheritance; positive regulation of phosphatidylinositol biosynthetic process
Cellular component (GO): PAS complex; fungal-type vacuole membrane
Source: RefSeq, a predicted model, not a curated record
AUGUCAGAUAAACACCCAUCCCCUACUACUACUACUACUACUACUACUACUCUCAACGAGGUCGACAAAACGAGGACACCACCAACACCAAUAGUAGCAGUGCACGAGCCCCCAAUGCCGCCUUCAUCGCCGCCUCCUCCUCGUCCUUCUCCUCCCCAUUCGUCAAUCGACUCAUCACCAUCGUCCAAUGUCGCUACUGGAGAACACUCCAUGACAUCCACUGGUCAACCCCAUUUGGAUCCAACGUCAACAACAACAACAACAACAACCGGUACUGAAAAGACACCUUCCAGACAGCCAUCGUCUCGUACACUCAAUGCCCAACAGCGUCGAUCGUUAAUCACAAAGUUCGCUACGAUCCAUACCGACAAGUAUCCAGAGAAUCUUCGACGAGAGUUUCCAAUGAGCAACUUUGAUCGCAACUUGACAGUAGAAAAGGCCCGGUUUGAGCCACAACCACUUAACCAUGACACCAAUAAUACCACUCUUCAUCAUCAUCAUCCUCAUCAUCAUCAUCCCAAGGAGGGUGGUUACUCUGGAGUAGCGACACCAGCAACAACAACAACAUCAUCAUCACCUCCUCAUGAUCAUUUGCAAGCAGCAUCUUCUUCACAUCAUCGACCAACAACAGCUUCAUCACCUACCAGCUAUACAACCAACAAUAGCAUUACGCCAUCAGCAUCAUCCACUACUGGACUUCAUACUGCAUCAAGUACCUAUUCAGUCAAUGGGAAUGGUACAGGUGCAACAAGUACAUCAACAGCACCUUGUGGUGGUGGUAAUACGACUCCUGCUGGUGGUGGAGGUGGUGGUACUGGGCCUGUAAAGCCAAUCAUGCAACCUACAAAGUCUAGAAGCGAAGGUGAUCGAACGUGCCGUACCAACAAGAAACGACGGCGACCUCCUCCUCCUGUCAGUGGGACAGCUACACCCGCUGAAGUCUUUCAUCGUAAUUUGAUUGAUGCCGUUUCCAAUGUAGAAGACUCGGAUGAAAAUGAGCAUUAUGUAUAUUCUUAUGGUGGUGCAACAACGAUUGAUCCAACAUCGUAUCAUUCGGAUUUGGGAUAUCAUCGACCUCAAUCGAUUCGAUCCUCACCGCCUUCUUCACAUCACCCAGAAAACAAAUGGCUGGCUCCAUGGUCAUCAACAGCAAGUUUCUUUAGCGACCUCUUUCGGAUCAACAGCAAUCACUCACAGAGACCUCCUAUCGCCACACGAUCCUCAUCACUGACAACGCAUGGUAUUGCGGAUGAUGAAGCAGAAGCGGCUUAUCAACCCCAUCAUCGCCCUAAGCUAAGAAACUAUGUGAUUCCCAAGCAACAUCCUUAUGCCGAUCCAUGGGCUACGGCUGCUGGUGGUGGUGAUCAUCAUCAUUGGUACGAUAGUAAACGCAACAUGAUCGGAUCAGCAGCAACAACAACACCAUCACAUCAUUUACCACCACCACCACAGCCUUCUCGCCAUCGACGACGCAUAUACCCAUGGGCAUAUCAUACAGAUGGGUACAGCAGUGAUGAUGAAGAUACCCCAUUGAUGAUGGGCCGUUCUUUACGGUCUAGUAAACGAUCCAGGAAAAAGAAACGAUUAUGUUCGCGUGUCUUUCGCAAUACAAUGCUCGCCUUUUUAUUUCUUGUGCUGGCCACUUGCUUCUUGGUACUCUAUCGAGCUAAACCCUUGGUCGACAUUGGGGUUGAAAUGGGCCGGGUGCUGGCGUCCGAUAAAGAACUCAUCUUUGAUUUGCGUGUCAAGGCCAACAACUGGAACUGGUGGACUGUGCGCGUUGCUGAUGCCGAUAUUAGUAUGUUUGCAUUCAGUCAAGUGGUCCCCUUAAGCAACAACACCGUCAUUCAUGGCGUGGAUCCAGCAGAAUACCUUGGUAGCUUUUAUCGAUUUGAUGAACCUUUGGCAUUUCCACCCGCCAUGCUUUCACGAGAACAAGUCGAAGCAAGUAGUCAAAUCCGAAUCAAAUCACCUGGGGCUGAUAAGAGUGGCAAUGAACGAUGGUCACGUAUCAUUCGUUAUCCUUAUGGGCUCGUAGCCCGAGGUGUGCUCAAAUACAGACCUUUACCAUUUACUGGAGCCUACUCACAAUCCGUGGCCAUCUGUGAUGUUGCACGCGUAGAACCCAUAUCCGGUGUCAUUUCAGAAGAUCCAGAUCAGAGUUAUUGUUUAAAACAUGCUAAAGGCAUAGACCAAUGA